Molecule: messenger RNA, 1626 nt
Organism: Guyanagaster necrorhizus
Lineage: Eukaryota; Fungi; Basidiomycota; Agaricomycetes; Agaricales; Physalacriaceae
Product: PLP-dependent transferase
Exons: 7
Coding region: 1-1626 (541 amino acids)
Biological process (GO): transsulfuration
Molecular function (GO): pyridoxal phosphate binding; cystathionine gamma-synthase activity
Source: RefSeq, a predicted model, not a curated record
AUGAAUACCGACAGCUCACCAGUGACCGGUAGUGAUGCUCCUCUUGGCACUGCGGUCCCCCCAGACUGCCCUCAUGCACUCCUUUGCUCCAUACCUACAUGGACCAACAUCGUUGAAUAUAUGGAUAACAAAGAAUGGGUACUGAAGACCUUAAAAACAGCAUAUCCGCGCAUAAGGCUUCAUACCUUUGUCAAGCAGCUCGGUAAGAUCUGCUCUCAUGUUCAUGGCAAAAAGGACGAAGACUGCUUGCUUUUCCCUUCUCGUAAAGUCGCUGAGUACUGUCAAGCGUACGUCCUAAAGCAUGCAGAUGACGCAGCACGGCCCCGUAUUUUACGUUUCGAGUUACCCGUCAAACAUGAUCUUGUCAUCUCCCUCCUCUUCCCUGAUGGAAUCCCCGAACUUUUUGCAGUCCUGUUUCCAUCAUCCUCGUUGCCUCGAGCUCUGUCAUUCUGGGUGUACACCGGGACGGGAAUAUCCACCCGCUUGGCUGAACAUUGCCUCUUUGCGUUGUCAACAGAAUUGCUCGACAUCAGCGCUAUGACUAUGCCUCUCGCACCACGCAGUUGGAGAAAUUCAGAGUUCUACAACGUACAUAGACCCUUAGGUUCGGGUGCGGAAGCAAAGGCCCUUAUCCGAAGGCUAUUUUCAGGCAUCAUCAACGAAGGUCCAGAAAACAUACGGGGUGUCCCCUAUGCAUCACCGGACGACGUAUAUCUCUACUCCACAGGCAUGAAUGCUAUCUGGAAUGUGCAUCUUAUGGUAUUGCAUACUCAAUCGAAAGGAACGAAGUGCGCUGCGUUGAACCUCUUGUAUUCACACACCCACGACGUGUUAGAAAACUGGGGACCUGGGUACCUCUUCUUCUCAAACGGCUCUAUAGACGACCUCGAGGCCUUCCUCGCUCUCGAGGAUGCGCACCAGUACGGGUUCCCGCUCAUCGUAGAUGAGACGGUGGGCAACUUUCUCAAUGUGCAGAUGCUUCCCUACGCGGAUAUCGUGACCUGCAGCCUCACCAAAGUCUUCAGUGGGCUCGCGAACGUGAUGGGUGGUGCCUUUCUUCUCAACUCCGAAUCGAAGCAUUAUCCAGCAUUCAAAGCUUACAUGGACAUCAACUACGAAGACACCUACUUCAGCGAAGAUGCUGUCUGUAUAGAGGCAAAUUCCCGGGAUAUGAACCGACGUGUACACAUGAUAGACCACAACGCUGAGGCAAUAGCCGACUUUUGCUACGAGGAGUCAUCAAAAGAGGGGUCUGUCAUUAAACAGGUGCUCUAUCCCAAGUAUCAGAUGCGGGAACAGUACGAACGCUGCUGGUCUAAAGCCACUAAUAAGCCGGGAUAUGGAGGUCUUCUUACCUUGACCUUCAUCUCUAAUACUGCCGCAAUGGCGUUCUUCGAUGCGUUUCCAUGUUAUAAGGCUAUCACACUGGGUACGGUGUUUACCCUUGCUGUACCGUUCGCGGAGGCAGGUUUCCACGAUAAACUUGAUUGGGCGCAGGAGAAUGGGAUUGAUUAUGCAUCGCAUGUAUCAAUUAGCGAUAUAUUGCCACCUUUAAACUCGAAGGGAUACAGGGAGGGGUCGCGUGGCGCUUUAAGGGUGAAAGACGCACAUAUGCCCACCGACUGA